AUGAAAUAAAUGGAGAACAGGAACAAUGUGACAGAGUUUGUUCUACUGGGGCUUACAGAGAACCCAAAGAUGCAGAAAGUCAUAUUUACCGUGUUUUUAACCAUCUACGUCAUCACUAUGGCAGGAAAUGUGUUCAUCAUGGUCAUCAUCACUGCUAGCCCGUUGUUACAGUCUCCCAUGUACUUUUUCCUGGUCCAUCUCUCCUUCAUUGAUGCCUGUUACUCCUCUGUCUUUACUCCUAAACUAAUUGUAGAUUCACUCCACAAAAAGAAGACCAUUCUGCUCAAUGGAUGCAUGACCCAGGUUUUUGCGGGACAUUCUUUUGGAGGUGCUGAGGUCAUCCUGCUGACUGUGAUGGCCUAUGACCGCUAUGUGGCCAUUUGCAAGCCCUUGCACUAUACAGCCAUCAUGAAGCGGAGAGUGUGCAGCCUGCUAAUAAUAGUAUCAUGGGUGGGAGGCUUUCUUCAUGGAACCAUACAGAUCCUCUUCAUUUUCCGACUGCCAUUCUGUGGCCCAAAUGUCAUUGAUCACUUUAUGUGUGAUCUGAACCCCUUGAUUAACCUGGCGUGCACUGAUACCCACAGACUGCAAUUAUUUGGUGCUGCCAACAGUGGUUUCAUCUGCCUGUUACAAUUUUUCCUGCUGUUGGUCUCUUACAUGGUCAUCCUGCGCUCCCUAAGAACCCACAGGCUGGAGGGAAGGAGCAAAGCUCUCUCCACCUGUGCCUCUCACAUCACAGUGGUUGUCUUAUACUUUGUCCCCUGCAUCAUUGUAUAUGUGAGGCCGGCAGUUACUUUACCCAUUGAUAAGGCAGUUGCUGUGUUCUACACCAUGAUAACUCCCAUGUUAAACCCCUUAAUCUAUACUUUAAGAAAUGCUCAGAUGAAAAAUGCCAUUAAGAAGCUAUGUAGCUGUAAUGCUCUUUCAGAUGACAAAUAA
Messenger RNA from Cavia porcellus (domestic guinea pig), 939 nucleotides. Its product is annotated as olfactory receptor 4C46-like. The record is from RefSeq and is a predicted model, not a curated record. Gene Ontology annotation, molecular function: G protein-coupled receptor activity; olfactory receptor activity. Bases 10 to 939 code for a protein of 309 amino acids. Gene Ontology annotation, cellular component: plasma membrane. Lineage: Eukaryota; Metazoa; Chordata; Mammalia; Rodentia; Caviidae. The transcript has a single exon. Gene Ontology annotation, biological process: G protein-coupled receptor signaling pathway.